ACAGCAGCGCGUGCGUACAAAAUAAUAUAUAAAGGCACCGCGUAUUAUUACCGAGCUAUAGUUCGCAGCAUAUCGUCAAGAUGGCCGCCAAACAUUACUUCACCAUGCUCCUGCUCGUAUCCCUGAUGGCUCUCAUAGCCAGUAACAGUUCGUUUGAAAAAGAUUGUCCUGAGAAUUCUCAUUUGACAAUGGACCCCUGCGCGCCGACCUGUGAAGAUCCAGACCUAACACACACCAGCUGCGUAGCGGCAUUGCUCCCAACAUGCCACUGUGAUGAUGGCUUCCUCUUCGACAAAUCAGGAAAAUGCGUACCCGUUGAUGAAUGUCCAGACCAAAAGAAUUGUCCUGAGAAUUCUCAUUUGACAAUGGAUCCCUGCGCGCCGACCUGUGAAGACCCGGAACUGAAAAACACCAGCUGCGUAGCGGCAUUGCUCCCAACAUGCCACUGUGAUGAUGGCUUCCUCUUCGACAAAUCAGGAAAAUGCGUACCCGUUGAUGAAUGUCCAGACCAUAAGAAUUGUCCUGAGAAUUCUCAUUUGACAAUGGACCCCUGCGCGCCGACCUGUGAAGACCCAGAACUGAAAAACACCAGCUGCGCAGCGGCAUUGCUCCCAACAUGCCACUGUGAUGAUGGCUUCCUCUUCGACAAAUCAGGAAAAUGCGUACCCGUUGAGGAAUGUCCAGACCAAAAGAAUGAGUGCGUCAACUGAUUCCGACUUAUAAUAGGGGUUGUAGUAUGAAACUGCGUUUCAUUGUAACUAGUUGUUCUCUGGUAGUCGAAAUUCGACUAUAGUUAAUUAAAAUUACAAGUUUGUACACUAUUGUGAUUGUAUUGUCAAAGACUAUUAUAUUAUUUCUAUUAAAUAAUCACAGAUUUCGCCAAGACUACACUAUAGAUAAAUAAUAUUAAAGAUAAACAAUAAUAACCUAUUCUCAGUUUGACUUUAAGCAUUAACAACAGUUGGACAAUAAACAAAUAGUAUGCACGCGUGUGUGUGUCAAAUACAUGGUAGUGUGUGUAAUGUUUUUUUUAUUGAUUUAAUGUUUUUUUAAUGCAUAAUUUUAAAAAAAAUUAGCCUUCUGCACUACUUCUCUAUAUUCUCUAUAAGUGUGGGAAAUUUCAUACUCCUCCGUCCGCGCAAUUUUCGUAAAAAGAUUUUUGAGAGAAACUUUUUUCAAAUAGUACCUGUGAGGUUCUUCUUUUAAAAAAAUGUGCAACAUUCGAUUAUCGACUUUCAGUUGCUUUUUUUUUUUAAACCAGACAAGAAAGAUGAAUAUUCCGAAAAUUCGAAUGAUUUUUGAUUACGAGUUCCGACGCAGAACUAACGCUGCAGAAACAGCUCGCAAUAUCAAUGUUGCAUUUGGAAAGGGGACUGGUAAUGAACGCACCGUGCGAUUUUGGUUUAAACGCUUUCGUGAUGGAAAUUUUGAUUUGAAGAACUAACCACGUGGAAGACCCACCAUCUGAAUAACACUGAAUUGAAAGAGAUGGUGGAAGCCGAUCCGAGCCAAACUACCCAGGAAUUAGCGGCAUGGUUUAACGUUAUCUUACCAACAAUAUUGACUUAUUUGCGUCAAAUCAAUAAAAUAAAAAAAUAUGAAAAAUGGGUGCCUCGUGAUUUGACUGAUCUGCAGAAAGAAACGCGUGUUGAAACUUGUGUUGCCUUGUUGAAUCGAUACAGAAAUGAAGGAAUAUUGGAUCGAAUUGUGACGUGUGAUGAAAAAUGGAUUCUUUACGAUAACCGUAAGCGCAAAAUGCAAUGGCUGACCCCAGGUCAAACGUCGCAACAAUGUCUUAAAGCAAAGCUUACCAAUAAAAAGGUAAUGAUGUCUGUUUGGUGGUCUCAGCAUGGUGUUAUUCACUAGAGCUUUCUCCGAUCUGGUCAAGCAAUAACGGCUGAUGUCUACUGUGCCGAACUUCGAGCAAUGAUAGCAAAACCUGUAGUGAAACAUCAGACUCAUGAAUCGAUCUUCACCAUUAUUGCUCCAUGAUAACGCGACACCUCAUACAGCACGAGAAACCGUUUUAACUCUACAGGAACUGCAAUUAGAAACCAUUCGUUACCCUCCGUAUUCACCCGACCUUGCUCCAACGGACUGCCAUUUUUUUUGUGAUUUGGUCAAAUUUUACGUGAUAAAAAGUUUUCUUCCCAGGAGGCAGUACAAAAUAUUUUCACACAAUUUGUAGAAUUUAGAUCACCAGAGUUCUAUCGCAAAGGCAUAAAAGACCUUUCUAUUAGAUGGCAGCAAUGUAUCAGUAAUAAUGGUAGAUAUUUUGAUUAAAUAAAAAAAACAAAUUUCAAUUUUUCAGUAAAAAUCGUCAAUUUCAUACUUUAACCCCUAAUAUUUCGUUUUCAAAGUUCAUUAUUUUUGUCUUCAAAAACUAAAUUUCAGUACCUACCUAAUUAUCGACCGUUUCUAUUAAAAAUUUUGAAUAAAGAAAUGAUUUGUUUGUGUGUUCUUGGAAUUCACAAAAAUAGCCAGAGAUUUGAAUGAAAAAUGAAAAAUCAUAUAAUCAUAAUAAGUCAUUCCAUGAGCAUGUCUGUAAAUAUUCCAAGCUGUUUAAAAAAGCCUGUACAUUGGCUAAGUCAUUGCACUUAGGCAAUCUUAUAAAAAAUGCACCUGACAAAAUUAAAAUGACUUGGAAUAUUAUUAAUAGGGAGACUGGGUAUGUCAGAAACAGCAAUGCUGAAUUAACUUUGAAAAUCAAUGAUAAAACAAUAACUUCUCAUCAAGAAGUGGCCAGUGCCUUUGAGCGCUACUUUGCUGAUAUCCCAGCUUCUACUACAAAAUCUUUAAUUUCAUCUCCUACCGUCGCCGAAUCAUUACUGCAAGAUCAUGUUGAUAAAUGCAGUGUUAACUUUAAGUUCACAAAUAUUGAUAUAAAGGACAUAAUUGAUAAUUUCAAGCUCAUUACUAUUAAGAAAACUGGUGAUUUAUGGGGAAUUUCAAUUAAGGUUAUAAAAUCCAUUAUUGAUAUAAUCGCACCUUACCUUGCUACAAUAUUUAAUGACUGUUUUGAUUGUGGUGUGUUUCCUGAUCUAAUGAAAUAUAGUAAAAUAAAACCUUUGUUUAAAUCUGGUAGUACUUUUGACCCCGCUAACUUUAGGCCUAUUUCAGUACUACCUACAUUGAGUAAAAUUUUUAAAAAAAAUAUUUUGGAACAACUUUUGAACCAUUUCAAUUCCAAUAACCUGCUUCAUAACAAACAAUAUGGAUUCACUAGAGGUCGUUCAACUAUUGAUGCAGGUGUAGAUCUUAUUAAAAAUAUUUUUCAGGCUUGGGAGGAAUCGCAUAAUGCCCUUGGGGUUUUCUGCGAUUUAUCUAAAGCUUUUGAUUGUGUUGAGCAUAAUACAUUGUUGAGGAAAUUACACCUUUAUGGUAUUAUACUUGUGUAUAUACAUAUGUAACUAUACUUGAGACCUUAGAACUUGUAUCUCAAGGUGGGUGGCGCAUUUACGUUGUGGAUGUCUAUGGGCUCCAGUAACCACUUAACACCAGGUGGGCUGUGAGCUCGUCCACCCAUCUAAGCAAUAAAAAAAAAAUAUUAGGGGCGUUUCAUUAGAACUUAUUAAAUCUUAUUUAUCCGGAAGAAUCCAAAAGAUAGACGUUAAAGGAAAGAGAUCUUCCGAUCUUCCGUGUCUUACUUAAUAUGGGUGUUCCUCAGGGUUCCAUAUUGGGUCCCUUUCUAUUUUUUGUGUAUAUCAAUGAUUUACCAAAGUUUAUUGAAACCCGUCACGAGGUCGUAUUAUUCGCUGACGAUACAUCCUUAUUGUUUAAAAUUAAACGAAAAUUGGAAUAUUAUGACGAUAUGAAUGAUGCUAUCUCGCGCGUGGUACAUUGGUUUAGUGUUAAUAAUCUGUUAUUAAAUAACAAAAAAAAAACAAAAUGUAUAAAAUUUACCACACCUAAUGUUAGACAAGUAGACACUAAUAUUACUGUAAGUGGAGAGACACUGGAGCUUGUGGAUUCGACAGUUUUUCUUGGUAUAACAGUUGAUUCCAAGCUGCAGUGGGGUCUUCACAUAGGCAAGUUAGCGAGUAGACUUAGUUCUGCAGCGUUUGCGGUAAAAAAAUACGAACGUAUACCAACGAAGAUACGUCACGUCUAUUUUAUUUCAGUUAUUUUCAUAGUGUUAUGUCAUAUGGCAUUUUGCUAUGGGGCAAUGCUGCCGAUGUUGAAACGAUUUUCAUCCUGCAGAAGAGGGCUAUUCGUGCUAUUUAUAAUAUGCACCCGAGGGAAUCCUUGAGGGACAAGUUUAAGGAAAUCAAAAUUCUAACUUUAGCGUCCCAAUACAUUUUUGAAAAUAUAUUGUACGUGCAUAAAAACAUUGAAGAAUUCCCCAGAGUCUGCGAUUUGCAUAAUGUGAACACUAGGAAAAAACAUAGGCUUGCGUUGCCGGCGGCUCGAAUUAAGAAAAUAAGCAACUCUUUUAGGGGGCUGGGUGUACAACUUUUCAACAAGAUUCCACAAAACGUUCAAUUACUACCUGUUCAUAGAUUUAAGAAAACUGUCAAGGUACGUUUAUGCAACAAGGCAUAUUAUAAAGUUAAGGAUUAUUUACUAGAUGGUACUACGUGGGAAUGAGGCGUUCACUCCUGGCCUUUUCAUUUUUCAUUAUUAUUAAAUUUUUUUUAAUUGUAUUUUUUUGACUUGUUUUUCUUUUAUUGUGAAUAUUUCUAUUUAUUUAAAAAAAAAGAAAAUAUUUGAGAAAAAACAAAAAAAAAAGCUUGCUGAGUUUGUUUCGCCGGUUCUUCUCGGGACUGUGGCUUUUUUUGGAACCGGUGGUACAGUUAACAUUGUUAUUUAUAUUUUGACAGUCAACAAGUGUGUUAAACUGACAUCUAAGUUGAAAAAAAUGAUUUUGAAUUUUGUUUUGAAUUAAAUGAUGAUUGAUUAA
Messenger RNA from Bombyx mori (domestic silkworm), 4900 nucleotides. RefSeq names its product serine protease inhibitor swm-1. Bases 81 to 710 code for a protein of 209 amino acids. NCBI's taxonomy places the organism in Eukaryota, Metazoa, Arthropoda, Insecta, Lepidoptera, Bombycidae. The transcript is spliced from 4 exons. The record is from RefSeq and is a predicted model, not a curated record.